Molecule: messenger RNA, 1435 nt
Organism: Pipistrellus kuhlii (Kuhl's pipistrelle)
Lineage: Eukaryota; Metazoa; Chordata; Mammalia; Chiroptera; Vespertilionidae
Gene: AIG1
Product: androgen induced 1
Exons: 6
Coding region: 70-786 (238 amino acids)
Cellular component (GO): membrane; endomembrane system
Source: RefSeq, a predicted model, not a curated record
CUCCCUCCUUCCCUCCCUCCCUCUCUCCCUCCCUCCUUGCAGCCAGGCCAGCCCAGGCCUCUGGCGAACAUGGCGCUUGUCCCCAGUCAGGUGCUGCGGGUGGCGAUCCUGCUGUCCUACUGCUCCAUCCUGUGCAACUACAAGGCCAUCGAAAUGCCCUCGCACCACACCUACGGCGGGAGCUGGAAGUUCCUGACGUUCAUAGACCUGGUUAUACAGGCUGUCUUUUUUGGCAUCUGUGUGCUGACUGAUCUUUCCAGUCUUCUGACUAGAGGAAGUGGGAACCAAGAACAAGAGAGGCAACUCAGGAAGCUCAUCUCUCUUCGGGACUGGAUACUAGCUGUGUUGGCCUUUCCUGUUGGGGUUUUUGUUGUAGUGGUGUUCUGGAUCAUUUAUGCCUAUGACAGAGAGAUGAUUUACCCGAAGUUGCUUGAUAAUUUUAUCCCAGGGUGGCUGAACCACGGAAUGCACACUACAGUUUUGCCCUUUAUAUUGAUCGAGAUGAGGACAUCACACCAUGGGUAUCCCAGCAGGAGCAGCGGACUCACUACCAUAUGUACCUUCUCUCUUGGCUAUAUAUUAUGGGUGUGUUGGGUGCAUCAUGUAACUGGGAUGUGGGCGUACCCCUUCCUGGAACACAUUGGCCCGGGAGCCAGAAUCAUCUUCUUCGGGUCUACAACCAUCUUUUUGAACUUUCUGUACCUGCUGGGAGAAGCUCUGAACAGCUAUAUCUGGGAUACACAGAGAAGUAUGGAAGAAGAGAAAGAGAAGCCUAAAUUGGAAUGAGAUCGAAGUGUACAAGGAAGAACUGGUCUGAGCGGCCAUGAAGACUCAUUACCCCCAUUUCCCCUGGGGCAUUGGCAGUACAGGAGAGGAAGCCACAUGGAACUCUUAGAACUCGGUGGAAUGUACCCCCACCUGCCAGCCCAAGGGAGGACACCUUUUAUAGAGAAAUAUACUACAUAAGAAUAGAAUACAGUUGUUUCUAAAAUAACUCCUCCUGGUUUCUUAAAGAAAUCUUUCCAAAUUCAUGAUUGAUGGUAACAUUUUCCCCCUCUUCUAGUUUCUAAAACUAAAAUUGUGCAUUGGAUUUUAAUUUGUGCAAUUGUAUUAUAAUACCAUUAAGAAUAAAAUUCUGUUUUGUUUCUUGUUGAGAAAUUUGUGAAAAAUCAAAGGAGCAGAUGUAGAGCAAGGCAUUUGAGUAUUUGUCCUACAGGUGGCUGGAAAAAGGAACCCCGGCCCCACUGUAAGCCUGGAGAAAAUGCGUUGGGUAACCCCUAUUUGCAAUAAUGUCACAGUUGCCUCAAACAGGCAAUGUGAGCGAAAAGUACAUCAACUUAGUCAAAUCCAUGAAUGUUUUUGUAUCUCACAGUUUAAUCUUAUGAACUGUUUCCUAAAUGCAAACUAUAAUUUUAAUAAAGAUCAAGCAAUCCCU